This is a messenger RNA of Enterobius vermicularis (human pinworm), 1896 nucleotides long. The record is from the annotation of a GenBank genome assembly. Lineage: Eukaryota; Metazoa; Nematoda; Chromadorea; Rhabditida; Oxyuridae.
AUGGCAAGAGUAACGCCAAUUGAAAUUGAACCAAAAUGGGAAGCUGAAAUUUUGCCUGAAAAAGUAAAAAUUGUAAAAUCUGAUGGAUUUGAACAACGUUUCUUUGAUACAUUGCGCCGAACCAAAAUUUUGAUAUCCAUCCGAAUGUUCACCGCAGCACUGAUGUCGUUAUGUUUCAUUGCAUUAUCAGUGACAACCUCAAAUUUAUCGGGUACCAUGGUUUGUAUGUUUGUUGAACAAUCGCAAGAACUUCAAAAGAUACAAAGGUUUAUGGCUGAAAAUGAAGAACAAAAAGCAUUUGUGAGAGCUAUCAAAAAACGAUUGGAAAGUGUAAAUGAAACUAUUGAUGCAACAAUGAAUCCUUGUCAUCUGAAGGCAAUCAGUAUGGCAGUUGAUAAAUAUCAACAAAUGAAUACAACUGGCCAAGAACAGCUGUUAAAUACUGAUGAAACAUUAAUUCAAGAUGCUGUUAAAAACAGCCAUAGAAAUGAGGAAGUUCAAGUUCAGCAUUGUCAUGCGGAAGACCUACUGAAUUGGAAUUCUCUGCAAAGAGGAGUAGUUUUGGCUGCACAGAAUGUUGGCUGUCUUAUUAUGUUGUUUACUGGACGCCAUGCAGAUAGACUUAAUGGUAAAUGGACAGUGGCAAUUGGAUUACUGAUAACUGUGAUAAGUAAUCUGCUGACACCAUUUCUUGCGCAAAAAUCUAUUGGAUAUGCCGUUUUUGCCCGAAUAUUAACUGGUGUUUCUGAUGCUUUUAUUUCUCCAUCAAUCAAUUCGAUGAUUACUCGUUGGUUUCCACCAAAAGAACGUCCAUUUGCGAUUGGAUUUGUAACCGGUGGACGUCAACUUGGAAAUCUUUUUAUUCUCCCAAUUUCUGGUUAUAUGUGUUCAAGAACUGACUCAUGGGGAGGAUGGAAGCCAACGUAUUAUGUGUCGGCAGGAAUUGGAGCUUUUAUUCUGUUGACCUGGAUAAUCUUAUCAGCAGAUAAGCCAUCUAAACACCUGUUUAUUCGAAAAGAUGAAGCUGGCUAUAUUCUUAAAAAAAUUGGUGAAGAAGCACUGGAAAAAAGGAAGGAAAGAGCCAGCAUUCCAUGGAAGCAUCUUUUGAGAUCAAAACCAUUUAUUGCUGGUAUUUUCGCACUUGUAUGCCACGAGUAUCCUCUUGUCAUAAUGUUAACGCUUUUACCUACCUACCUAAAGGAAGUCCUUGGGCUAACGGAUGCAGUUAAUGGUGUUGUAUCUGCUUUGCCAGUACUGACUCUAUGGCUCAGCAAGACGGCUUCUUCCACCCUGUCGUCGUACUUAACCGCAAACUUUUCCCAUUAUCGGCUCUUCGGUAAAACUCCUCUGGUCAAAAUUUUCAAUUUCAUUGCUUCAGCAGGACUUGGUAUUUGCUUGGCUGUGGUACCGAUGUUGACUAAGCCAUCACAAGUUGAGGUUGCAAUUGUAGCUAUGUGCUUAGCAAAUGCUUUUGCAGGUUUCCAUACGCCGGGUGUGCAAACAGCACUAUUGCAAAUAGCUCCAGCUUUCACUGGCGUGAUAACGGGGAUAUCUUUUUCAUUUGUAGCACUUGCAAGUAUUCUCAAUAAAUUGAUCAACGGGUUUAUUCUGGAUAGAGGGUCACAAGGUCAAUGGAUAAUCCUCUUCGAAAUUUCCGCAGUAAUUGCUUUAUUGCCAGUGGUGUUCUUUACCAUUUGGGGUUCUGCAGACCGUCAACCUUGGGCGAUUCCAAAAUCCAAAAAUCCACUACCAAUGUCAGUCUCUGCCACAGUCCCAAUUUCGAUCAUUGUUGAUAAAAAGACUGCGGAGCGCAAAAAGACCAUAGCGGCUAAACUAAGUGUUGUAAAACCAAAGCAAAGUAUACUUGAACAAGUGGAUAAAAACGAAGAAAAUUAA